Messenger RNA from Aspergillus calidoustus, 2112 nucleotides. The record is from the annotation of a GenBank genome assembly. NCBI's taxonomy places the organism in Eukaryota, Fungi, Ascomycota, Eurotiomycetes, Eurotiales, Aspergillaceae.
AUGAAGGCCACUCCGUUACUCAUCGCGUGGCACAACGACAAUGCCCCCAUUUAUUCGGUCCAUUUCGACCCCAAUGGCAAGGGUCGCCUGGCUACAGCUGGAAACGACAACAAUGUCCGCCUUUGGAAGGUGGAGACCGUUGGCAAUGAGCGAAAAGUGUCAUAUUUGAGCACACUGGUGAAACAUACACAAGCUGUCAAUGUUGUCCGGUUCAGUCCAAAGGGCGAGAUGCUGGCAUCGGCCGGAGACGAUGGAAAUGUUUUGCUGUGGGUUCCCUCAGAACUACAAACCCAGCCUGGAUUGGGAGAAGAUCGAUCCGACGACAAGGAAACAUGGAGGGUGAAGCAUAUGUGUCGGUCCUCCGGUGCUGAGAUAUAUGACUUGGCGUGGUCUCCAGAUGGAGUUUUUAUCAUUACUGGAAGCAUGGAUAACAUCGCUCGAAUCUACAAUGCACAGACUGGUCAAAUGGUGCGUCAAAUCGCGGAACAUUCGCAUUAUGUGCAAGGAGUAGCCUGGGAUCCCCUCAACGAAUUUGUGGCGACACAGUCCUCCGACCGGUCUGUUCAUAUUUACAGCUUGAAGACGAAAGACGGCCAAUUCACCCUCACCUCUCAUGGGAAAUUCUUCAAGAUGGACCUACCCGCAAGGCGGAUUUCGCGCACCAGCCCUGCACCCCCGGAUCUCUCCAUCCGAUCACAGCCAGCGACCAGUAACUCUAUGGCCAUUGCUUCUCCCGUUCCGUCUACCCCGGGGACGCCGAUGACCUCACAUUUGCCAAUGGACCCUCCCCCAAUGUCACACAGUCGACGAUCAUCUUUUAGCUCGUCGCCAAAUAUCCGCCGCUCCGCGUCUCCAGCACCAUCACUACCUCUACCUGCCGUCAAACCUCUAGAAGUGACAUCGCCGGGAUUAGGUGGACUGGGCGUUAGAAAUGCGAACAUCUACGCCAAUGAAACAUUUACCUCUUUCUUCCGGCGACUGACAUUCGCACCCGACGGAAGUUUACUGUUCACACCAGCAGGCCAGUACAAAACGUCACAUGCCUCCUCAGCAGAUCCCGGAAAGUCGAUAGACGAGAUCACGAACACUGUCUACAUCUAUACCCGCGCGGGUUUCAACAAACCUCCUAUUUCCCAUCUUCCUGGCCACAAAAAGCCUUCAGUGGCAGUCAAGUGCUCUCCGGUCUUUUACACAUUACGAAAGGCCCCCGAACCAUCUAAACAUAUCACUUUGGAUACCUCAUCUGGGGAAGAGCCAUCUCGCUCAAUUGACGCGGUGGUAAAUACCGCAGAGCCUCCAACGCCCAAGCUCAACGCUGGUGACACGAAGAAUGGUACAUUAGCCAAACCCUCGGGAGGUGAAGCCGCUUCUGCAAACAGUGCGCCGCCCCCUGUGUUCGCCUUGCCAUAUCGAGUGGUAUAUGCCGUUGCUACACAAGAUGCGGUUUUGGUGUAUGAUACUCAGCAACAAGCGCCGCUCUGCAUUGUUAGCAACUUGCAUUUCGCUACGUUUACUGAUCUGGCGUGGUCGAACGAUGGCUUGACGUUGAUCAUGAGUUCCUCAGAUGGGUUCUGCUCUGCACUAUCCUUUGCUCCAGGCGAGCUGGGACAGCCAUAUACCGCACAAAUAACGGCCCCACCAAGUGCUUCUGCAGCACAACCAACAUCUGCACUGCCCACCCCAACGCAUGCAACUGGGGCUGUUCCCGCUCCAAAUACUGUCCCCCCACCACCCGCAAGCCCUGCGCGAUCCAACUCUGUAUCGUCAAUCGCAACACAGCGCGCGUCACAGCAAGCAGAAGUUAUCAACAAUCCUACCCCAACCCUCGGGUCGGUGCCGUUAGUAACUGCAACCCACUCAGCGCAGCCUCCAGCUACUCUGCCGCUUACCACGCCACCUGAGACUCCGAUGUCUGCCGUUUCCCAGAGCGAGAGCAACGCCGGCAGCACCGUCCUCGGUAAGCGGAGUGAAUCUGAAAAAGAAGGGAGCCAGGACGCCCCAGCAGAACCAGCGCAGCCACCAAAGAAGCGACGAGUAGCGCCAACCCUGAUAUCAGUGGGAACAGGCUCAGCACCGAAAGAGGAGCCCUCCAACACCGACGUCGGGGGUUAG